Closterium sp. NIES-65 is the source of this 2910-nucleotide messenger RNA. The record is from the annotation of a GenBank genome assembly. Lineage: Eukaryota; Viridiplantae; Streptophyta; Zygnematophyceae; Desmidiales; Closteriaceae.
AUGGUCAGCGCCACAGGAGCGACAAUCGCGCUUCGAGAUCUCAAGACGCCGCCAUCUCAGGAACCGUGCCGCGUCGGCGGGGCCAGAUUGAACCUCACGGGGAGCGCGUUUGACGGCGGAUUCCGCGGCACGUACGCUUCAGGGGAAGCGUAUUUGUCUACUAAGAGUUGCCUGCCGCUGGGGUGUAGACAACAAGAGUGUUUGCUCAUGUUUCACAACCAUCAACAGCCGCCGCCGCCGCCGCCGCUGGCGGCGGUGCAUCCGCCGCAGUCACACGUCAACGCAGCGCAUCAGGAAAUUUCUUCGCAGAACCAGAUAAGGAGCUUCCUAUUCACGGCGGCGGCGGGGGCGGCGGUGUCCUCCGUCCCGCCGGUUCCGUCAGCGGUUGGCGGAAGCCGCGCAGGCCUUCCUUUUUUUUCGCCUGUCGCGAGCGUAGCUGCUUCCGGUUCGUCAGCUGCCUACGAAGGCGCGGCGCCGACUGGUGGCGGUGGAUUUGGCGGAAUUUUCGGCGCCCCGGCGGUGGCGGCGGCGACCCCGCCCCUGUGGAAAACCCGCACAACUGGCGGCGUCCCCAGUUUAACAGUCGGUAGAUCUGCGGGGGAGCAAAGCGCGGAAUAUUUGCGCAGGGGAUGGGGCGGAGCCGAGGAUGGGGGAUACGGGGACGGGGACGGGGACGGGGACGGGGACGGGGACGGGGACGGGGAGGGGGAAGGGGAGGGGGAGGGGGAGGCAGAGGGGCAGCAGCAGAAAGCGAGCACGAAUGCCAAAGGGCAAUGGACUCCGGAGGAGGAUGCUUUGUUGCGUCAGCUGGUGGAGAGGGGCGGAGCCAAGGGGUGGACGGCCAUAGCAGCGCAUUUGAAUGGGCGCGCAGGGAAGCAGUGCCGGGAGCGGUGGCACAACCAUCUCAAGAGGGGCAUCAAGAAGGAGGCGUGGACGGAAGAGGAGGAGCGAGCUUUUGUAGAGGCUCACAAGCGGCUGGGCAACAGAUGGGCUGAGAUCGCAAGACUGUUACCGGGGAGAACAGACAACAGCGUCAAGAACCACUGGAACUCCACAGCCCGGAGGAAGGAGGAAAUGGGGCGAGGCGGGGCAGAGGGCAAAGGGAACGGUAGGCCUGGCAGUGCUGGGAGUGCUGGUAGUGCUGGUAGUGUUGGGAGUGUGGGGAGGGGAGCGUAUAGUGGUCGAUCGAACGUGCUCCUGCGGUAUAUCCAGUCGCUGAAGCAGGGGGGGCGGAGUGAGAGCGGAGGGGGGGAGAGCAGAGGAGGGGAAAGCAGAGGGGGGGAGAGCAGAAGGGGGGAGAGCAGAGAGAGGGAGAGAGGGAGCAGAGGAGGGGAGCAGCAGAGCAGAGGGGGAAGGAGCGAGAGCAGAAGGGGGGAGAGGGAGAGGAGUAAUUGGGAAGAGGGCGAUGGGGAAAUCAGAAGUGCUGGUAAAGGAAGGAGGGAGGGGAGAGAGGAGGGGAGAAGGAGGGAAGGAGGAGAGAGUGUGGGGGAAUGGAGUGAGAGGGGGAGAGUGAGAACAGUGGACGAGGGAGGUAUGGAUGGUUUUGAAAACUCUCAGAAACCUAUUGGAAGCUCAAAGAUCAAAGAGAGAAUCAUGGCGGUUUCUCAGAAGUCUCAGAAGUCUCAAAGGUCAACAGGAGGCUUGGAUGCUUAUGUGAAUUCAGAAGGGUUAACCCUAAAACCCACUGGAGGUAUGGAGGUGGAUGGGUUUGGGGGUAGGGGAUUGGAGCAGAAGCAAAGAGAGCUUAGGGCACAGCCACUUUCGCUACAGCCGGCAAUGCUGCAGCCGGACAUACUACAAGUAGCAACACUGCAGCGGCAACGCAUGCUACAGCCGGCAGGGCUACAGCCGGCAGUGGUACAGCCAGCCACACAACAAGCAGCCGCCUUCGCGUCUCAGAAUCCUACUGUGAUGAUGGAAAUAAGGGGUGAGGAGACAGGGGAGAAGCGAGAGGAGGAGGAAGAGGGAGAGGAGAGAGCAUGCAACGAUGUGGAAUGGAGAAUGAAGGGUAUGCAUCUGGGGUUGCCUGCAUCGGUACCAGCAGCAGCAGAACGAGCAGCAGCAGCAGCAGCAGAACGAGCAGCAGCAGCAGCAGCAGAACGAGCAGCAGCAGCAGCAGCAGCAGUGCCACUGCCACUUGUUGCUAACAGCACCAAAUGGGGCUCACAUGAGCCAAUGCUGGUAGCAGGUGAAGACUCUCAACCGCCAGCAGCAGCAGCAGCAGCAGCCAACACCCCGUUCCCGCAUUUUCCUCCACCUUCUCACCAACCCCAGCAUCCUCUCAGCUACCAUGAGGUGUAUUUUGAGGCGCCUCAAAAUGCAUCCCCUCCCUCAACUUCAACUCCGGCUCCUCUCGAGGUGACUUUUGAGUCGACUCAAAAGUCACCUCUUCCUUUCCAUGCCUCCCCUCCCUCCACUUCAACUCCUGCUCCUCUCUUCCCAGUGGCCCAGCAUUCAACAAUACACCAAUCCACUAACUAUAAUCAUUCCCCCGCACCACACUCACCUCCUCCUGCUCUCUCUCUCUCCCUCGCCCACACUGCCCCUAGCCCCUCUCAACCUCACCAGCCGUCUCCCCCGUUUCCCCCACCGUCUAAUUCUCACCCCCCCUCAUCCUCGUUCUCACUCUCCCCCUUUGUGUCGCCUCAAAAGUCAACUUUCCCUCCACCGUCUAACCCUGACCUCCCCCCAUCGUCUUCAUUCUCACUUUCCCACCGUCUCAAACGUCACCCCCGCUUCCCCCACCGUCUACCUCUCACCCCCCCUUAUCUCAUUUACUCUCACUCUCCUCCUUUGAGCAGACUCAAAAGUCAAACCCUCUUCAGCCAUCCGCCUCUCACCUCCCCCUGUCCACUCUCUCACUCUCCCUUUUUGAACCCGCACAUACUCCAGCUUUCUCUCCCGCUUUAA